Molecule: messenger RNA, 570 nt
Organism: Plasmodium vivax (malaria parasite P. vivax)
Lineage: Eukaryota; Apicomplexa; Aconoidasida; Haemosporida; Plasmodiidae
Exons: 1
Coding region: 1-570 (189 amino acids)
Source: RefSeq, a predicted model, not a curated record
AUGAGCUCUUCAAAAUGUGUAUCCACCAGAGUGGCAGCAUUCGUUCUGUACCUAAUACCAGUGGUAUACUCCUUCCUGGUGGUCGUAUUUGGGCUCACAGAGUAUGAGCAGAAAAAAACAUGCAACCUGUUAGUGUUGUGUGUGCUUUACGGAGUUGUAAUAAUUUUAAUUUGCUCAGUUGGCUGCUAUGGAAUCAUCACUGAAAAUGCCACCUCCAUCAGAUCUACAAUUAUCCUUUUAAUUGUGAACAACAUUAUUAUGACCAUGUUAAUAACUUUCCUGUUGAUUGAUAUUUUAAAUUUCCCCCACGUGGUGACCGUUCAUAGAGCCUCCAGAUUUUUGCAGUUCGUAGUGCAAGACAAAAAGAUAGGCUUAGCUUUCUGCUCCCUUGUCUACGUACUGAUUUUUUUUUCCUUUUGUUUUAUGUGGACCGUUGGGGAUUACUUAGCUCAGCUAGAUGCUAAAUUAUGUUUGGAUGAUUUGAGGUAUUCGCAUGACCGCAUGCAGCAGAAGAAGAAAAAUCCCACAAAGCUCCUCGGGGAUGAAGGCGAGUUCUUGAUCAAGGUGUAA